This is a messenger RNA of Aricia agestis (brown argus), 3314 nucleotides long. RefSeq lists its product as uncharacterized. Gene Ontology annotation, biological process: non-canonical NF-kappaB signal transduction; cellular response to stress; canonical NF-kappaB signal transduction. NCBI's taxonomy places the organism in Eukaryota, Metazoa, Arthropoda, Insecta, Lepidoptera, Lycaenidae. Gene Ontology annotation, cellular component: cytoplasm. Gene Ontology annotation, molecular function: DNA binding; DNA-binding transcription factor activity; protein binding. The record is from RefSeq and is a predicted model, not a curated record. The transcript has 22 exons. The coding region runs from base 225 to 2999 and encodes 924 amino acids.
GUGUCAAAGAAGUAAAUACGGAGAAAAGUGAACUGUGAGCAGAGCAAUAAAAUAAAAUUACUAGUAAGUAAUAAUUUUGUUACAACUGCGAAUAUAACAUUACUUAACUCGCAACUUAUUAAAGAUGUUACUAGGCGCAUAAAUAUACAUCUGUUUUUAUUUGCAUCGGUUUUCAAAGUUAAGUUGUAGAAAGUUUUUAAGUCAGUGAACAAAGAAUCUACAAGAUGUCUGGAAGUGAUGAUACCAGUGACUUUAAUUCUAUGUCUCCGUCUUCGCAAGCGAGCCCUCCUUACAACUCACCCUCACAACAAGUGCCCCAACUGGCCAACUACAUAGCGGGACUAUCAUGUGCAGAAAAUAUGCGACGAGAAGGUCCCCAUUUAGUAAUUUUAGAGGAACCAAUGAACCAUUUCAGGUUCAGGUACAAAAGUGAGAUGAUAGGUACACAUGGGUGUUUGCUGGGGUCCUCUUAUGCAACUUCCAGAUCAAAAACACAUCCUACUGUUGAGCUCCAAAACUACAAGGGAAAAGCAGAGAUUUGUUGCACAUUAGUUCGCCAUGACAAUGAUAAAGAACAUCCACACAAAUUGCAAGAUGACCACGACAGAGAUGUUAGCAGUAUUGUGCCAGACCAAGGGAGCUAUAAAGUAGCGUUCAGUGGCAUGGGUAUUAUACACACAGCAAAAAAAGAUGUUCCUGCUGUGUUGUUUAAAAAGAAAAUGAAGGAACCAGAGUGUCAAGGAAUGAGAGAAGAAAUGCUGCGAAUGAUGUGCGUGGAUGAAGCACGGGAGAUCAAUUUGAACAUUGUUCGUUUAAAGUUUGCAGCCUACGACUUAGCAGCAAGAAUGCCAAUCUGUCCCCCAGUGUUCUCUCAACCGAUAUCAAAUUUAAAAAGUGCUGCGACCAAUGACCUGAGAAUUUGUCGCAUGUCGCGCACGUACGGCCGAGUGGAUGGCGGCGACGACGUUUACUUACUCGUUGAAAAAGUCAAGAAAACAAACAUAAUGGUGCGUCUUUUUGAAUUGGACGAGAAUGGAUAUCGAGUGUGGACGGAGAAGGGAAAGUUUCUACAGACCGACGUCCACCAUCAAUACGCCAUUGUAUUCACUACCCCAGCGUACAAGGACAGAAAAAUAAGUUCAGAUGUAGAUGUAUUCGUGGAGCUGUUCAGACCGAGCGACGGACGGACGAGCGAGCCCAGACAGUUCACAUAUAAAGCACACCCGCUGUAUAAACAGAGCAAGAAACGGAAAGCCAACUCGUAUUCUUCCCUGGAAAGUAACAAUUCUAUAAAGAGCUUGAGUGACAUACCUGCUACUGUUUCUGGCUUGAAUAUUGUUAAUGAUCCUGAUAAAGCUGAUAUCGAGGCAACACAGCCAUAUUUCACAAUAAAGAUACCAGCUCCGGAAGCGUCUCCCGCUAACGAGAAUUUGAUUGGCGACGCCAUGUUGUAUGAGCUGGCACCGGAGUCGACGGUGCAGCAGCCCUUUUCGUCCAUGCUGGCGCCACCCAAAAUGUCCGAGACGCCCGCCUUCGUGGAUGAGUUCAACUCGUCCGAAAUCGCCAGGCUGCUUGAACCCAACCCCAACAUCACGCCGGAGGAGAAGAAAAUGCUGAUGGACGUCGAUUUAGUUGAAUACAUCAGCAGUUUUCCAAGUGACUUUACAGAUGGCAUGAAAUAUAUAAAAUGUGCUCUCGUAGGAGAUUCGGGGCGAGGCAAGCCAAAAAUACAACCUGAACCGACAUCAAGCGGUGAAUCGAAAGAAAAUACUGUCAAUGUCAAACUAAACGAUAUACCAGAAUAUACAGCUGUUUAUACUUCUGAUGAUGGGAAAGAGGUUAAGAAGAUUGUUAAGGAAAUCUGUGAGAUAAUAAGGAACAAAGUCGGUAAAAAGCAAGAAGUAGCUGCUAAAUUGGACCGGCUGUUUGAAAUGAGAUUAUCGAAUGGUGACACGUUCCUACACAUGUCGCUAUGCAGCAACCAGCCUAGCCUGGUGUACAUAGUUAAGCUGGUCCACAGCGUGAGGAUGCCGCGGCUGCUCAACCUCAAGAACCACGACGGUCAGACCCUACUUCAUCUGGCUGUCAUGUAUGACAGUAAACUGGUGCCCUUCUUGGUGUCCAAGGGUUGUGAUCCCAUGUUACGAGACAGCAAGGGGAACAACGCGAUACACUAUGCAGUGCGGUAUCAAACCUGCCUCGAACCGCUAGUUCAAGCCAUCAACACCAAUAAUGUGCACUGUGACUUAAAUACACUGAAUAACGAUGAGCGCAGUGCCCUUCACCUAGCGGCGCAGUACGGUAACGCGUCGCACGUGCGUACGCUACUGCGUGCGGGCGCGGCGCCGAACUUCCACGCCGCUGCGCGCCGCACUCCGCUGCACCUUGCCGCGCUUGCCGCCAGCCUGCCUGUGGUGCAAGCGCUGCUGGACACAGACGGAGUGGACAUAGACGCGAAGGACGAGAACGGAUACACGGCGCUGCUCAUGGCGUGCGACGCCGCCGAGAACGACGCCUCCGUUGAUAUCGUACAACUAUUGCUAGAGAAAAAGGCGGACCCCAUGAUUCGCAAUAACGAUAAUAAACCAGCAUGGACGUUGGCGCGAAACAAUCCGAAAACUAUGGCCGUGUUGAAAAAAUUUAUAACAGUACCAGACUUAGACGAUGACGACAUUAAAUCGGGACCCGAAGAUGAUUAUGAGUCGGCAGAUGAUGAUGAUGAAAUGUACUCUAACAAUAUCCCGGAGUUGAGGAUGUACCUCAACGAGUUGGCGCCAAUUCUUGACCAAAAUGGCGGGUGGCGGGAGCUGGCCGAGCGCGUAUCGCACGGAUCCCUACUGUCGUGGUACGACAUCACCAGUAGUCCCACUAUGACGCUGCUCAAUCACAUCAAGUCCAACGACGACGGCCCCACGAUCAGCUCUCGGUCUCUGGCGCUACUUCUAGAAGACAUAGGUCAGAAGGACGCAGCAGCAAUUGUGAGAAAGUAUGUCAGUUGAAAAAAAUAACCAUUCCAAGAUUACAGUGCCUUUUUCUCAUUGUAAUUUCAGACCAAAUAAAAACUUUUUGUUUGGUCUGAAAUUGUUAUAUCGACUGGUUAAAUGUUAUUAAAUGUAAGAGUGAAUGAACUUAUUUACCAAAAAGCCAUUACUUAUAACUUGACAUUCUUGUUUUGCAUUUUAUUCUAGGUGUUGUCUUAGAUUUUUUUAUGUAAGUACUAACAUAAUUAUUAUUAUAGUUUAACAUUUUAAGAGUAAAAGUAUCGCUGGGCCAUAUAUAUAAUGUAAUUUUAAGAUUUUUCGUAAGAAUUAUAU